AUGUUUGAAGCUGAACUAAGAGAAAGUAAUGAGCCAGGGACAACUCUCGCUGAUACCGGAUGUUCUACUUUGAUGGGCGUUUCACAUAGAUUUCCUCUUUUUGGAUUCAAAAUAAGUCUCCCAGGGCAGAUGAACAGUGAUGAACAGGACUCCAGUUUUAACCCCCUGGCAUCUUUAACAGACUCUCCCUACUUCAGCCCCCAGCUGGGCGACAACAUAGGACUCCUAGACUACAUACGCCUAAAACUAAGACAAGAAUAUUUAGACAAUUUAAACAAUGUGAAAAGAAGUGGGAAAUCACGCAAUAAAAAGGGUGUCUGUCGUAGUAGGUUUGUGUACAAUCCUGUAGCAGGAGAAUGCCAGCCUACCCUAAUGGGCCGGUAACUCCCAAGACUCGCACUGUUUGCGCUCUC
Owenia fusiformis is the source of this 413-nucleotide messenger RNA. The record is from the annotation of a GenBank genome assembly. NCBI's taxonomy places the organism in Eukaryota, Metazoa, Annelida, Polychaeta, Sabellida, Oweniidae.